Paramecium sonneborni is the source of this 1428-nucleotide messenger RNA. Lineage: Eukaryota; Ciliophora; Oligohymenophorea; Peniculida; Parameciidae. The record is from the annotation of a GenBank genome assembly.
AUGGAUCAAAAAGAGGAUGAGUAAUUCAUGUAAUUAUCUAGUCUCAAAAAUGAUGACAUGUACUUAGAAUUUUAACAUCAAAAUAACAAUAAUAAUAAGAAGCCAUACAAUUUAGUAUAAUCGACAAUAUAAUUUGAUCAAAAACCUCGAGUUGUUUAAAGUGUGGUUACUGGAUUAUUAUAAAUUUAAGAUGAAGACUCAAUUGAUCAUUCAUAAUUCAUGACUAAAUCUUAUACUUAAUAAUCAGAUUAAAAGUAAUAAAAAUUAGAGGAUUAUCUUCUCUUAUAGAAAAUUACUAGUUCCUCUUUAGAUCAAAAUGCACAACCUUAUGAAACUGAUUUUAUUAAUUAAAUUAGUGGUGCUUUAGUAUAAUUUUGUAUAUCUUCUCCUGCAACCAGAAAUUUAUUUGCCAAUUAAGAAAAAGUGAAAUCUAGAAAUACACUGACGCUAAAUGCAAAUAAAAUUUGGUUAGAAAAUUAAUCAGAAUGUUUUCAUUGUAUGUUUGAUACAAAAACACUUAGAAUAUUAAUUUAAUGUGAAUCUACUAAAAUACCUAGAGUUGAAUUAUUGAGUUAAUUUCAUUGUAAUGAUUUGAGUGAAUUUGUUCGAAUUUUUUGUAAAUUACCAGAAGUAAGAGAUGCCAUGUUAAGUUCUUAUAGUUUAAAAGAAACCUCUUAACCUGAUAAAUAUGGCAUAAACAGCGGAUAUUCAGAAGUGGUUUCUGCUUUAACAGAUUAUAUGAAAUCAAUUGAAAUAAAUAGUCUACCUAAUACAGCAAAUAUUGAUGAUAUGGUAGAGAGAUAUCUUACAAGAUUAAUUUAUGAAAAAUUAUAUCCCAAAGAACCUACAGCAAGAGAUAUUGAAUUAAAUAUAAGACUUAAAACACUUGAAUGGAUUAAUGAUGAACAUUUAAGUAUUAAAAUAAAAUCUAAAAUUGAUUAAUAAUUAGAAUGUGCAGCUUAAAGUAUAUUUUAUUCUUUUAUUUUAAGUUAUUAAUUAAAUUGAUACUAAAAAGAAUUCAGUUGAUAAAUUAGAUUGCAUCUUAAAAGCUACUCAAUUAAUAACUGAUACAAUCUCUUAGGUUAAUUAAGAACCAGCAUCUGCAGAUACUGUAUUUCCAGCCUUUAUUAGAGUUCUCAUUCUUGCUUAAUCUAUAAGAUGGUAAAGUAAUAUCAAGUAAUUAAUAAUGUAAUUCAGUUUCAUAGAACUAUUUAUUAAUAAAUCAAGAAUGAUGAGUCAUGCUGGAUAUUGUUUCACAUAAUUAAAAUCAGCCAUUGUAUGGAUUGAAAAUGUCAAUCAUGAAUAAUUGAAAAUUGACUCCGAUGUAUUCAACAGACUUCAACAAGAAAAAAAUGUUAAGUAUGGAAUGUGCAAACGUAGAGAUAGAAAGAAAAGAAUUCUUUUAUUUUGAUUUUAUUAUUAAAAUUA